GGACUUUCAGGCUGCAUAUUCUGCACCAAUCGUGAUCGACUUCACUCCUCCUGUUGCCGGCCGGGUUGUGGAACUGAGUCGGUAUGAGGAAGUGAACAGGACAACCAACAAUAUUACAAGGAUGGUUACCUGCACAUCGGAACAAGAGUGCAAUGCUCUGGACGUGAAGUGUCAGAAGUCCCUUUCUCAAGUCGCAGUGGCCUGGGAAACAUUUCGUGACCCUGAAAGUGAAAUCGCAAGGUAUGAGGUAGCGCUUGGAACAAGUCCAGGAGGUGGACAGCUUCGGGACUUUACAGUUGUCAACACAGUGCAGAACUAUUUCGUUAUAUCGGGGCUGGACCUGACAACUGUCACUGAGGUAUUUGCCACCGUGAGAGGAACAAACGCCGCAGGACUGUCAACCGUGUCCACUUCAAAUGGUGUUUACAUCAGCCGCUUGAGUGCCGGGUUGCCACCUCUGAGAGAGAUUAGGGUCUGGGAUGGAGAAGAUUUUACCAAGGAUUUGGACUACCAAGACCACAAUGAGGAGCUCUCUGCCCACUGGGACUUCAGCGGGGACCCGUGCCCCAUCUCUAAGUACGAGUGGAGUAUUAUAAAGGUUGAUGGUACCGUCAUACAGCCUUUCGUUGACGUUCCUCCAGGCCAAACAUAUGGCAACAACGACGAACUGGAGAUGAAGGACGGUGAAACUUUUUUCAUCGCUGUCAAGGCUACAAACAUGAUGGACUUCACAUACACAGUCAGGUCGGACGGCAUUACAGUCAUGUUGGAACCACUGAUUCCAGGGGAGGUUCGUGAUGGCGAUAUCAUCGGAUAUGACCUGAACUUCCAGCCUUCUGUCACUUCUUUGUCUGCAAACUGGGACAGCUUUGGCGAGGGGAGUCAGCAAGGUGAACCUGGCACAGACAAGAAACAGACAAUAGGGUACUACGAAGUGGCCAUUGGAACGGAUCGUCGCUUUCCUGGAACCAGGGAUAACGUACACCCUUUCGUUAAUGUUGGGUUGAAGCAGACACACAUGUUUAACAACUUGCAGCUUAUCCCACAAGUAGCGACAUACUACAUCACCGUUAGAGCUCAUAGCGUUUCAACUGCCGUAGCGGAGGUGACGUCUAACGGUAUACAAGUGGGUUAUGGUGGACAGGUCUUAUCUGUGGGACACGUCGAUAUUAACAGGUUCAUCGCCUCUACUGCAGAAGUGUCUUUCUCUUGGGAAGGUUUUGCUUUCGCCCUUCCUUUGCUUUACAGCCAGUGGGGCAUUGGGCACACAGAUGGGAAUUUAACACAACUAGACUGCAAGAAAUUAAAAAUCUGUGAUGCAGAAGACUCUGAAGACUGUGCCAAUCUGAUGAGGAAGUUCGAUAUCCACCCGCUCACCAAUGUUGGGAAGGAUACGGCAGUAAAGGUUGUGGACCUUGAGCUUCAGCACAACAGAACAUAUACAGUGGUAGUCAUAGUAACGGACCAGUCAGCGGAAUGCUCAUCAGCAUCAUCUCAUGUAACUGUUGACGUCACUCCACCUUACGAUGGAAGCGUUUGGGUUGGUUCUUUCGAAGGAACGUCUAUCUCUUACUCAGGCAGGACGGAUGAGCUGCAUGUUUCCUGGGCCGACUUUUCAGACCCAGAGAGCGGCAUUGAUCACUACGAGAUUGCCGUGUUCUCAGGAGCGGCUUGUUCAGAUGACUCUGAUGAACGGUCCCAGGUCACUGACUUUGUAAAGGUCCCAUCUAAUUACACUCGUUACACCAUUUCGGACAUUUCGCUAGAGCAUGGCAUCCCAUACUUCGUAAUGCUACAUGCGUUCAACAAGGCUGGCUUGUCGACCUUCACGGAGUCCCCACCCAUCCUGCUUGAUCUGGAGGAUCCGGUUGGUGGAACGGUGAAGGAUGGGCGGGACUUCAGUAGUGACGUCACUCAUCAAAGUUCAACCACUGCCAUGGACGCAACAUUUAUCUACCUGACAACUCACGAUGGCGACCGAUGUCCAUCUCGUCAGUAUUCAAUGGAAGAAGAGGAACCUGGGUGGGUUCCUGUCUCCAUGGGCUCGAUUUAUCGAGGCAACAGUAAUCACAGGAUACUAUUUACUAGUGAUGAGUUAACAUUUGGUGAAGACGGUUUGUCCAUCACCAUGUCGAGAGACGUACAACAGACACGGAUGUACUCAGGUGCGUACUCCACCCGGGCAGACAUGCAGGGAGGCGGCUCCUACAGGUUCGACAUGAUCGCUGCGAGCGGCGACAUCAAAGCCGUCACCAGUGUUGUGUUCUGGGACGGCCCGGCAGGCGUGGUGGGAGACUUGGAUACUCCGGUAGAGCAGUGGGCUCAGGAAGAGGCAGCGACCGAAUCUGUAGAUUGUACAUGUUGUCUUAGAAAUGACACUGGAACACAGAUUCACUCAACCGCAGUUCCAGUUGAGAAUGGGGGAUGCCCGUGCAACUGUGUCCAGAAUCACUUGAAUACAACCAUUCCACUGCUGAAUACAACUUCAACGUCAACAGUGAACUACGAGACGGUUGAUAAGAAUCCAAAUGAUCAAUCUCAGAUACAGAUUCCUUAUGCAGGAUGUGGACUUCAAAUACACCCUGCUGCAUUGUGUCUCUUCUGA
Branchiostoma floridae (Florida lancelet) is the source of this 2605-nucleotide messenger RNA. RefSeq lists its product as uncharacterized. Gene Ontology annotation, cellular component: membrane. Gene Ontology annotation, biological process: homophilic cell-cell adhesion. Bases 122 to 2605 code for a protein of 827 amino acids. Lineage: Eukaryota; Metazoa; Chordata; Leptocardii; Amphioxiformes; Branchiostomatidae. Gene Ontology annotation, molecular function: protein binding; calcium ion binding. The transcript is spliced from 17 exons. The record is from RefSeq and is a predicted model, not a curated record.